Phlebotomus argentipes is the source of this 1257-nucleotide messenger RNA. Its product is annotated as zinc finger protein OZF-like. The transcript has 2 exons. Gene Ontology annotation, molecular function: RNA polymerase II cis-regulatory region sequence-specific DNA binding; DNA-binding transcription factor activity. Gene Ontology annotation, biological process: regulation of transcription by RNA polymerase II. Bases 85 to 1110 code for a protein of 341 amino acids. NCBI's taxonomy places the organism in Eukaryota, Metazoa, Arthropoda, Insecta, Diptera, Psychodidae. The record is from RefSeq and is a predicted model, not a curated record.
CAUCGUUGCGCACGAAUUGCCCGAUGUAAUGUUUUCUUGUCGCGAAGGAGAAACAAAAAAAGAAGAAUUGGCCCUUUUUAAACAAUGGAAGCGUCGGAAUUAAAGGACUUUCCGUGCCCCAUCAAGAUGGAGCCCGACGUUCUCAUUGACCACUACUACACGCCACACGUGCAAAGUGAUAUUAAACCGCAGACGCACUGUUUUUACCCCGGAAUCUCGCACACAUUUCUGCCGGAGUCCAUGAAGACUCCCGUGCCGUCAAGCACACCCGAUCGGAAUCUGCCCACCUUUUUGCCCGUGUACCCACAAUCGGUGACAAUACAGGACAUCCCGGAAGCGUACAAGUUCAUCCCAAGCUCCUCUCGAUCACCCUCCACGUCCUCCACCAUGUCUCCGCCGGCUGCACCGCCCAAGGAGAAACCCUACCAGUGCAAGGCGUGCGCCAAAAAGUUCUCCUCCCCGGAAUACCUGAAAGUCCACUUCCGGAUCCACUCUGGUGAGAAACCGUAUCAGUGCAAAUAUCCAGACUGCCAGAAGAGAUUUACACAGCAGUCAGGACUCAACUCCCACCUAAGGACACACUCAGGAGAAAAGCCCUUCUUAUGUACACUGUGUGACAAGCGCUUCUCGCAGAAGAUCAACAUGCAGUUGCACCUCCGGAAGCACUCUGGAAUUAAGCCAUUUCAGUGUCAUGUCUGCCAGAAGGCUUUCUACUCACCCGAGUGUCUCAAGAUACACUACCGCACGCACACCGGCGAGAAGCCAUAUGAGUGCAAGCAUCCUAAUUGCCAGAAGAGAUUCACGCAGCAGUCAGGCCUGAUCUCGCACCAGCGCACCCACUCUGGUGAGAAGCCCUUCCUCUGUGAGCUGUGCGACAAGCGCUUCUCGCAGAAGAUCAACCUGCAGAUCCAUCUGCGAAAGCAUUCGGGCAUCAAACCGUUUCAGUGCCAAUACUGCCAGAAGGCCUUCUACUCACCUGAGUGUCUCAAGAUUCACGUGCGAAUCCACACGGGAGAGCGGCCCUUCCAGUGUGCAAUAUGUGAGAAGCGAUUCAUUCAGCAAUCCAGUCUUAACAGCCACAUCCGGAAGCAUGCUGGCGAUGACUUGUGAGAGCCCCCGUCAAGACGAGGAUCAGAAUUGAUAUACACUGUAUCAUUUAUCCCUGAUUUCCCAUCAGCCAUUGAAUUUAUAGUCUCUCCCAGAGGCAAAUCCCUCUCCCUUUCGUCAUAAUUUCUUUGAAAUAUUUUCCCCUUUACG